Messenger RNA from Colossoma macropomum (tambaqui), 1405 nucleotides. RefSeq names its product utrophin-like. Gene Ontology annotation, biological process: synaptic signaling. The transcript has 12 exons. Gene Ontology annotation, molecular function: zinc ion binding; protein binding. The record is from RefSeq and is a predicted model, not a curated record. The coding region runs from base 80 to 1405 and encodes 441 amino acids. Gene Ontology annotation, cellular component: plasma membrane. Lineage: Eukaryota; Metazoa; Chordata; Actinopteri; Characiformes; Serrasalmidae.
CCUUUGUUAUGUUGCACAGUCAAAGCCUUAAAGCGCCGAGAUUGCUCUGUUGCCUUUUAUCAAUUCUUCGCAGGGGGCAAUGAUGAAUCAGCACAGACAGCUCCUAGAUGCUCGAGAUGAUAACAGACCAUUCUCCCAGGACUUCUUAUCUGCCUCUGUUCAGUCUCCGUGGCAGAGGGCAGUUUUUCAUAACGGUGUUCCUUACUACAUCAAUCAUGAGUGGCAGACUACGUCAUGGGAUCAUCCACAAAUGACUCAGCUUUUUCAGUCACUGGCUGAACUGGGACACGUCCGCUUUUCUGCCUACCGCACAGCUAUGAAGGGCCGCCGAGUGCAGAAAGCCCUGUGCUUGGACCUUUUGGAGUUGGCCGUGGCUCAGGGUGUCUUUGACCAACAUCGGCUAACUCAUAAUGGACGGCUUUUGGAGGUUCCAGCCAUCAUAACCUGUUUAUUCACAAUCUACACUGAACUUCAGCAGGCGUAUCCAGAUCUGAUCAAUAUCCCCCUGUGUGUGGACCUGUGUCUCAACUGGCUUCUAAAUGUCUAUGACAGUGGCAGAAGUGGGAAGGUUCAAGUCCUGAGCAUGAAGAUUGGACUGCUUUCUCUUUCGAAAGGACACCUUGAGGACAAGUAUAAAUACCUGUUCAGUCAGGUGGCUGGCUCUGCUGGAGUGUGUAACCCACGGCAGCUGGCUGUGCUGCUGCACACCACCAUGCAAAUCCCCCACCAGCUGGGUGAGGCUGCCGCCUUCGGAGGGAGCAACGUGGAGCCCAGUGUCCGCAGCUGCUUUAGGCAUGUGGGCUGUAAGCAGACGAUUGAGCUGGAUCAGUUUGUAGAGUGGAUGCAUCUGGAGCCCCAGUCGAUGGUGUGGUUACCAGUGCUGCACAGAGUGGCUGCAGCUGAGACCGCCAAGCAUCAGGCCAAAUGUAACAUCUGUAAAGAGUGCCCCUAUGGUGGUUUCAGGUAUCGUAGUCUAAAGCAUUUUAACUAUGAUGUGUGCCAGAGGUGUUUUUUCUCUGGAAGAACCACUAAGGGUCACAAACUGAACUAUCCAAUGGUGGAAUACUGCACCCCUACGACCUCUGGGGAAGAUGUGCGUGACUUCACCAAGGUGCUGAAGAACAAGUUCCGGUCAAAGAAGUAUUUCACCAAACACCCACGCCUUGGAUACCUGCCAGUCCAGGCCAUCCUAGAAAGUGAUCUAGACGUCCCAGUCACACUGCUGAGCAUGUGUCCAGAGCACUAUGAGAAAGAACAACACACACACAGUCAAGCGUAUCUGAAAUCCCCUCACUGGUCAAUAUGCACGCAGCAGAGUAGUUGCCAAACACUGGAUGCAGUGGACAAACAGGGAGAAGCUCUGCCCAUCAAUGUGACCUCUCAGGAGGAAGAAACGAGCAGGUAG